Messenger RNA from Talaromyces atroroseus, 1929 nucleotides. RefSeq lists its product as hypothetical. Lineage: Eukaryota; Fungi; Ascomycota; Eurotiomycetes; Eurotiales; Trichocomaceae. The transcript is spliced from 3 exons. Gene Ontology annotation, molecular function: long-chain fatty acid transmembrane transporter activity; long-chain fatty acid-CoA ligase activity. The record is from RefSeq and is a predicted model, not a curated record. Bases 1 to 1929 code for a protein of 642 amino acids.
AUGCCGCCACUCCCUGCUUUGACUAUUCCUCUCGCCAUCUCCACGCUCCUUGCUUACCUCAAUGCGCGAUGGUCCGUGUUCUACGAUUACCUACUGCUCAGCUCGCUGGUCAAGAUUGUCGUGAGAGAGAAAGUAGCCGAACGACAGGAUCGCUUAAACCUGUUCUACGUCCUCGAGAAACAUGCCUUGUCUCUCAAAACUGCGAACAGGCCGUUUCUCGUCUAUGACGGCCGGACAUGGAGCUACAAGGAGACGUACGAUACCGUUCUCCGCUAUGGACAGUACUUCAAGCAGAAUUUUAAUAUUCAGCCAAAGGAAGUUGUCGCGCUGGAUUUCAUGAAUUCUGCCACUUUUAUAUUCAUUUGGCUUGGAUUAUCGAGCAUCGGCGCCUUCCCAGCCUUCAUCAAUUAUAACCUUUGUGGGAAGCCACUGACACACUGUCUGAAGGUGUCCACGGCUCGACUGCUGGUGGUCGACGAAGAGGUCAGAAACAAUGUUACACAAGAACAGCUGGCAGAGUUCUCCUCGCCCGCUUUUCGGGACGGCAAGGGAUCUGUCGAUGUGGUUUUCUUCACACCGGAGAUCGAGAACCGAAUUCUCGAGAUGCCUGCAGUCAGGGAAGACGACAGCGUUCGCAGCUCUCCAAGGGCUCGAAAUAUGUCCAUGUUGAUAUUCACCAGCGGUACGACCGGCUAUCCGAAGCCCGCUGUAAUUAGUUUGUCAAAAUUAUGGGCUGGGGGAAGCUUCAUCGACGGUCUCUUGUCAUUGCGCACUGAUGAUCGGAUUUACACGUGCAUGCCACUUUAUCAUGCCACUGCUUCAAUCUUAGCUUUCUGUACAGUGCUUCUGAAAGGAUGUACAAUUGUUAUUGGCCGUCGAUUCUCAGCCAGGAACUUCUGGAAAGAUGCACGUGCUGGUGACGCAACAAUCAUACAGUACGUGGGCGAGACCAUGCGAUAUCUAUUGUCUGCCCCCAAGCAGAUUGAUCCUGUUACAGGUCAGGAUCUAGACAAGAAACAUAAUAUUCGCUUGGCAUAUGGAAAUGGCAUGCGGCCCGAUAUAUGGAACCAAGUCAAGGAACGCUUUGGGCUCGAGACCAUUGUGGAAUUCUAUACAUCAACUGAAGGGUUCUCGGGACACUGGAAUCGAUCCUCUAACAGUUUCUCAGCCGGUGCGAUUGGUCGCAAUGGACGUAUUAGUGAACUCGUCCUUGGACGGACCCUCGCACUUGUGGAAGUAGAUUAUGAACUGGAAGUGCCACGCCGUGACCCAGUUACGGGCUAUUGCCGCCGUGUGCCCAAAGGCGAACCUGGAGAGUUGAUAUAUGCCUUGGAUCCGAGUGACAUCUCUAUGAAGUUUCAAGGUUAUUACAACAACUCUAACGCAUCGAACAAUAAAAUUUUGCGCGACGUCUUUGCCAAAGGCGAUGCCUGGUUCCGAACCGGCGAUACUCUGCGAUGGGACACAGAAGGCCGGUGGUACUUCAGCGACCGCAUCGGAGAUACGUUCAGAUGGAAAAGCGAGAACGUAUCAACAAGCGAGGUAGCCGAGACACUUGGUAAUCACCCUGCUAUCUCCGAAGCAAACGUAUAUGGCGUUUCCUUGCCUCAUCAUGAAGGACGUGCGGGCUGUGCUGCCAUUGUCAUAGAGACGGGGGUAGUUGAUGUGCCAGCAGAGAUUCUGGAAUCACUAGCUAUGCACGUUAUCGCAAAUCUCCCACGGUUUGCGCUUCCACUCUUCUUGCGAGUGACUGCCGAGUUAGAGAAGACCGGUAAUAACAAGCAGCCAAAGCAUAUAUUACGCGAACAAAGUGUUGAUCCCGCAAAGGUUUCACCGGACGAUCGUGUAUAUUGGCUCCAGGGAAAUAAAUAUGUUCCUUUUACUCUACAGGACUGGCAAAAGCUCUCUGCAGCUCAAGUGAGGCUAUAA